Pygocentrus nattereri (red-bellied piranha) is the source of this 1162-nucleotide messenger RNA. RefSeq names its product transmembrane 4 L six family member 4 (gene tm4sf4). NCBI's taxonomy places the organism in Eukaryota, Metazoa, Chordata, Actinopteri, Characiformes, Serrasalmidae. Bases 113 to 712 code for a protein of 199 amino acids. Gene Ontology annotation, cellular component: membrane. The record is from RefSeq and is a predicted model, not a curated record. The transcript is spliced from 5 exons.
ACAACAUACCUCAGACAAACAGGUACCAGAAACUGAAGAGGACCCUGGGAUAGAACAGACAUUUGGACAAUCUUGGACUGUCAUUGAUUACAGCUUGAAAAAAAACUGAAACAUGUGUUCUGGGAGUUUUGCUAGGUGCUUGGGGAUCACCCUAAUUCCUCUGGCUAUCCUUUGUGUCCUCUGCAACAUCCUGCUCUUCUUCCCUGGAGGCAAACCUGCUGCAAAGAAUGAAAACAUUACGGAUGAGGUCUGGUACUUUGGAGGAAUACUGGGCUCUGGUGUACUGAUGAUCUUUCCAGCGCUAGUCUUCCUGGGCAUGAAGAACAAUGACUGCUGUGGCUGCUGUGGCAAUGAGAGCUGUGGAAAAAGAUUUGCGAUGUUCUUUUCUGUCAUCUUUGCUGGAGUGGGGCUUCUGGGAGCUGGUUAUUCUUUCAUUGUGUCAGCGGCUGCCAUCAAUCGGGGACCCAAGUGUUUAACACUUAUCAAUGGCUCAUAUGUGUACCCAUUCGUUGACGGUAACUACCUGGGCAACCACACUCUGUGGGAACUGUGCUUGGAGCCUUCAGGAAUUGUGACAUGGCAUUUGACGCUCUUCUCCAUGCUGCUGAUUAUGGGCUUGGUACAGGUGGUGCUGUGUGGGUUCCAGGUCAUCAACGGCCUGAUUGGAACAGUCUGUGGAGAUUGCUGUGGAUGCUGUGGGGGUGGAGAUUAAAGCCUUCAGAAGUAACAAGAUUUAACAUGAGAAUAAUAUGUUAAUAACAAUGUUAAAUGUUUUUCUCCCCCACUUUCCCUUCCAAGUCCAGUUUUCUAUUUAUACUGUUCAUAUUGUUCAUUCUCUUAUAUCUCCCCUCUAUUCAUGUGCAUAUUUUGCUUGAGGCAAAAGAGAAAGCUAAUGAAGGCAAAAGAGAAUUCUAAUAUUCAUUUUAAAUAUUUUUUUUAAAAUCCCUAUCAUUUUGAUUUUUGUUUGCUUUUUUUUUAAAAACUGCAAAAGUAUUUGGAAUCUAAUUUAUACGCUGCUUUUUACACAGAAUGACAGCACUUGCUGUAUGUGAAAUUGCUGUAUGUACUGACACUAAUAUUAUAGAAUGUGAAAAUUAUACAUUUGUUUGAAUACCUGGUACCAAAUAUAUUCUUCAGUAAUAAAAAUGAAUAAAAAGUAAAA